GGCAAAAUCUAGACAAUGGUCCGCUGUUGGAAACCACGUACUCUCUCUAGACUUCAUCUCCCCAAUCAAACCACUAAAAGGGACGCACACGAGAGGGGGUGGGGGGUAAAAGGCCACACGUUAUUCUAAUAAUUGGGGUCCUCUCAUUCAAAUCGUCUUAUCUUUCCUCUCUUUUUAAGCUCACAACACCAAUUCAAACCCCAUUCUUCCUUCACUCUGAGGCCAAACUACACUAUGGGCGAGCUAACCGUUUUCAAUGGCUCCAAUGAUCACAAAUGUCACUUCGUUUUAGUCCCAUUAAUGGCCCAAGGCCAUAUGAUACCCAUGGUGGACAUGGCCCAAAUCAUAGCGGCCCGUGGCGCUCUCGUUAGCUUCGUCACCACUCCUGUCAAUGCGGCCCGAAUAAGGCCCAUUAUAGAUCGAGUCAAGUCCCACGGACUCCCCAUCCGAUUCGUCGAGCUCACGUUCCCUUGUGCUGAAAGCGGACUCCCGGAAGGUUGUGAAAACGUCGACCUUCUCCCAUCCAUGGAUCUAACUAGGCCUUUUUUCGACGCGGUAAGCUUGCUUCGCGGGCCUUUUGAAUCUUUUGUUCGAGAUGUUGAGCCCGUCCCGAGCUGCAUGAUCGUGGAUUAUUGCAGCUCGUUCACUGCCGGGAUCGCUCAGGAGAUGGAUAUUCCGAGGAUAAUCUUCCACGGGCCAUCGUGUUUUUACAUUCUAUGCUUUCAAAACCUGUGGGAGCACAAGGAAUAUCACGAAGUGGAUGAGUUUGAGCCCAUAGUUAUACCCGACAUGGCCCAACAGGUAAAAAUCUCAAGGGCCCAAGCCCCGGGCUGGUUUCCCGGGCCGGAUUGGAAAGAGGUCCGGGACAAGGCUAUGGAGGCAGAGGUAUCGGCCCAGGGUGUCAUUGUAAAUACUUUCCAUGAAUUGGAGCCCGAAUUCGUCGAAUGCUAUAGGAAAAAGAUAAAAAAGCCCGUCUGGCCCAUCGGGCCAUUUUCUUUGUACAACAAAGAUUUCACCAGCAAGGCCUCAAGGGGUAAGAAAUCAUCCGUUGAUGAGCGUCAGGUGUCGAGCUGGCUGGACUCGAAGGAGACAAGAUCCGUUGUAUUCGUCAACUUUGGUAGCCUUGUCCGCACGAAAGUAUGCCAACUUAUCGAGAUAGGACGUGGAUUAUUAGCAUCGAACCGCCCGUUCAUUUGGGUGCUCAAGGAAGAGGAGGAGUGCUGUCCGGAGUUCAGGCAAUGGAUGUCCGAAGAGCUCGAGGGGAUGGAAGCCGGGGAAAGAAGCCUCGUAAUCACGGGGUGGGCCCCACAAGCGGUGAUUCUCUCUCACCCUUCUGUCGGAGGGUUCGUGACGCACUGCGGAUGGAACUCGAUACUGGAGGCGGUCUGCGCGGGAGUGCCGAUGAUAACGUGGCCGCACUUUGCGGACCAGUUUCUUAACGAAAAACUGGUUGUGGAAGUGCUCAAGGUCGGUGUCGAUAUCGGCGUUAGGAUACCCGUUUACAUGAUGAAGGAAAACGAAGUGUCGGUGAAGGGAGAAGCUGUGGAGAAGGCUAUUUCGAGAUUGAUGGAUGAUGAAACUGAUGAAGAAAGCAAGGAGAGGAGGGGUAGGGCUGCAAAACUCGCACAAAAUGCUUGGAAGGCGAUGGAAGAAGGGGGGUCUUCCUAUGAGAACCUCACUCGCUUAAUUGAAUACGUCUCUGAAAGCUCAAAAUUGGCAUAACCCGCAGAGAAGUGUUUGGUUGUAUUCUGUAAUAUUCAUAAACGUAUUGGCGUACGUACAUCACAAAUACUCUGAACGAAUAUUUUCAUUUGUUGUGAUCUAGGCUUCUAUACAAACAAUAUGACUUUGACUGAA
Asparagus officinalis (garden asparagus) is the source of this 1857-nucleotide messenger RNA. Its product is annotated as UDP-glycosyltransferase 73C5-like. Lineage: Eukaryota; Viridiplantae; Streptophyta; Magnoliopsida; Asparagales; Asparagaceae. The coding region runs from base 235 to 1722 and encodes 495 amino acids. Gene Ontology annotation, molecular function: UDP-glycosyltransferase activity. The transcript has a single exon. The record is from RefSeq and is a predicted model, not a curated record.